AUGCAUGUAGACGUCUUCCGAGGCAGGUGCUUCGCGCGGCAUAUGAGCCAGGCAGCAGUUGCGUAUGCGGCGCCCGAGGACGUGGAGAGCGUGCCGGUCAAUAAUACGCUUUACGGACGCCGUAAAAGAAGAGGAAGUAAUGGGCUAGCUGUGCGCCAAGGCAGCGCACUUUCGGACCUGGACAGACGUGUAGAAGCUCUGAAGAAUACUGUCCUGGUCGAAGAAUCUAUGAUGGACGUCCCGCCAUACACCGAACAGCAGCUCCUCUCCAUCUACGAAGACCUGCUAGCUGUCCCCAAACCCGAGGAAGAGCAAGCUCCCACUCCCGCUCCCACUCCCCACGCCGACGCGUCAGAGGUUUCUGUUAAUGUCGAGGAACUCGAUCGAAUAGCACUCGAAAAGGUGUCUGGUCGACUUCUGUUCGAAACUGACUUCCCGUCGACGUCCGAGGUGGUCGCUCCGUCUUCGAUCGUCGACCGUCUCCUCUCACAGUUGCAGUACUUCAUGGACAACACGGAGCGGUCUACUUUUCCCAUCAAGAAGUAUGUGAGGCCGUCUGACUGGCCGUCAUUAGUACGAACUGCUGUUCGGGAUGGCGACAUCCAAGCCGGGGAGAGGGCACUAUUUCUUGCUGAUCAAUUUGGGGUGGCGAUACCCGAAGAGGCUAUGAAUGAAGUCUUGAACUUCUACGCCAGAGCAGGAGACGUACACAAAGUAGAAUCGCUCAUGCACCAAUUGAUAAAAGGUGACCCAACCGAAAGCCAACGCCACAUCCACAUCAAAGCCCACCUCGCCUCUACUCCCCCGCAAACCAUGCCCGAAGCCGCGCUCUCCCUCCUGCACGCCUACGAAUCGCGCGCGCUCCCCGCCCCGAUGCGGACCUACACGCGCUGCAUCACCGCUCUCCUCUCGCUCCCCUCCGCCGCCGCGCGCGCGCACGCGUGGGACCUCUUCGCGCACAUGCGCUACGCGGCGCACCCGCAGCCCGACGCGCUCCUCUACGCACUCAUGAUCCGCGCGUGCCCGCCCGACGAGCCGCAGCGCGCACUCGACCUCUGGGCGGAAAUGACGCUCGACGCGCGCCUCGAGCCGACGCGCGGCGCUUACAACGCGGCGAUACGUGCGCUGGCGCGGAGCGGGGAGGAGGCGUACGUGCGGGAGGCGUUCAGGCUCGCGCGGGAGAUGAUGGACGGGUGGCGCGACGCGCGGGGUGUGCCGCGGUUCGAGCCGGAUGAGCGGACGUUCUGCGCGCUGCUGGAGGGCGCGAAGCGGCUCGGCGAUUUGGCAAGGGUGAGGUGGAUACUGGCGGAGAUGGUGAAGGAACGGGAGGGGAGGGAGGGGGUGGUGAUUGGGGAGGAGGUGAUGAUGCACGUCUUCCACGCGUAUGCGGCGUACAGGCCGCCCUUUAAGCGGACGGAUACGCGGAUCGUCGAGGGGGAGCGUGAGGGUGAGCCGUCUGGUGCUGAAGAGCGCGGCGAGGAAGAGGCGGCGCAGCAACACGAGCCGGGUCCAGUAGUCGCCAGCGAGGGGAAGACGUUAUCGCAUGUCCCCCCUCAAAGCCACGGCGAGACCGUGCGCGAAGCCGCCUUCCUCUUCUCGCGCAUCACCGAGCCGCGUGACGGCGCCCCGCGCAACCCCUUCGCCGCCGUUGCGCUCACCACCAGGCUCCUGAACUCGUACCUCUCCGUGCACUUUGCGCACGCGCCGCUCGCGGACGCGCGCGCGCUCUGGCGCACGCUCUUCGCGGCACACGGCGUGCAGAAGAGCGCGCGGACGUACGUCGAGGCGCUCGAGUGCUGCGCGGGCGGGCGGCAGCGGAAGCGCGAGAAGGGCGAGGCGGCGGCGUUCGCGCGCGAGAUCUGGAGGGAGUGGCGGGGGGUGGAGGCGCGGUGGAGGCAAGGAGAGGAGGGGACGGGCGUGCACCCGCGGAUGGUGGAGCGGAUGCACGCUGCGAUGAUCAGGGUGAUCACUUCCGCCGGCGCCCUGGACGACGCCCUCCUGCACCUCGCCGCCUUCGUCCAUCUCUAUCCGCCGCACGCGCUGCGCGAGCCGCCGCCGCCUUCGCCGCUGCGCUCGACACGCACGGCGCUCGACGCGCCCCGGCCGCUCGUGCGCCUGGCGGGCGUGACGGAGGUCGGCGACGAUGGCGUGCCGCCGCUGCUGACGUUCGCGGACGUGGAGCUGCUGCACCACCGGCUGGUGGCGGCGGGCGACCGCGAGGGCAUCGCGUACGUGAAGUGGGUGUGCAAGGCGUAUGAGGGGGCGUUGAGGGAGAGGAGGGAGAGGGUUAUGCGCGCUGGGAGGGGGGGCGAGGCAGCUUAG
Messenger RNA from Gloeophyllum trabeum ATCC 11539, 2322 nucleotides. RefSeq lists its product as uncharacterized. Lineage: Eukaryota; Fungi; Basidiomycota; Agaricomycetes; Gloeophyllales; Gloeophyllaceae. Gene Ontology annotation, molecular function: protein binding. The coding region runs from base 1 to 2322 and encodes 773 amino acids. The transcript is spliced from 7 exons. The record is from RefSeq and is a predicted model, not a curated record.